Messenger RNA from Lathyrus oleraceus (garden pea), 2195 nucleotides. RefSeq names its product synaptotagmin-2. Bases 286 to 1899 code for a protein of 537 amino acids. The record is from RefSeq and is a predicted model, not a curated record. Gene Ontology annotation, cellular component: endoplasmic reticulum. The transcript has 12 exons. Lineage: Eukaryota; Viridiplantae; Streptophyta; Magnoliopsida; Fabales; Fabaceae. Gene Ontology annotation, molecular function: lipid binding.
GAUUUAAUCUGUAAAAUAUAAAAAUUGAAAAUAACGAUGAAUUUAUUACUAUAUUGAUGCCUUGCUUUCUUCGUCAAUCAGUUUCUUUCUGUUGAAUUCCUUCCCUUUGAAUUCCAUCCGUUUCUUUCUUCGUCUACCCCACACCAUCCCUAGAUUUAAGGAUAACAACACCUAAUCAUUUUCCGUUCUUCACACUUUCCGUUUCAGCAUCAUAUAGUACUAAUGCUGAACUGAAAACAAAUCCCGAUCUGAAAUUCAGUAGAUCCAUUCAAAACUGUAUCUGAAAUGGGUUUCUUCAGUACCAUUUUUGGGGUUUUCGGUUUUGGUUUUGGAAUUUCAAUUGGUCUCACUGUUGGUUACAUUCUCUUCAUUUACUUUCAACCUACUGAUGUUGAGGAUCCUGAAAUUAAGCCACUGGUGGAUCAAGAUGCUGAGAGUUUGCAACGAAUGCUUCCUGAGAUUCCUAAUUGGAUUAAGAAUCCUGAUUUUGAUAGGGUUGAUUGGCUUAAUAAGUUUAUAGAACUUAUGUGGCCUUAUCUUGAAAAGGCAAUUUGCAAGACUGCUAAGAACAUUGCGAAACCCAUUAUUGAAGAGCAGAUUCCAAAAUAUAAAAUUGAUUCUGUUGAGUUUCAAACACUCACUCUGGGGACCCUGCCCCCAACUUUUCAAGGAAUGAAAGUUUAUGUGACUGACGAGAAGGAGUUGAUUAUGGAGCCUUCUAUAAAAUGGGCUGGAAAUCCUAAUGUCACCAUUGCUGUAAAGGCAUUUGGGUUGAAAGCAACCGUUCAAGUUGUCGAUUUGCAAGUUUUUCUUUUGCCUCGCAUUACUUUGAAGCCUUUGGUUCCCAGCUUUCCUUGCUUUGCCAACAUCUUUGUUUCUCUCAUGGAAAAGCCACAUGUUGACUUUGGCCUAAAACUUAUGGGCGCUGAUCUUAUGUCUAUUCCUGGUGUCUACGGGAUUGUUCAGGAGCUUAUCAAAGAUCAGGUUGCAAACAUGUAUCUGUGGCCCAAAAACCUGGAAGUUCAAAUACUAGAUCCGGCGAAAGCUUUGAGGAGGCCUGUUGGAAUUUUACAUGUAAAGGUUCUGCAUGCCACGAAGUUAAAGAAGAAAGAUCUUCUUGGUGCAUCUGAUCCUUACGUGAAACUAAAGUUUAAUGAUGAUAAGAUGCCAUCAAAAAAGACUACUGUAAAGCACAAGAACUUAAAUCCUGAAUGGAAUGAAGAAUUUAAUUUGGUAGUCAAAGAUCCAGAGUCCCAGGUUUUAGAGCUCAAUGUUUAUGACUGGGAGCAGGUUGGGAAGCAUGACAAGAUGGGUAUGAAUGUGAUCACUUUAAAAGAAGUUUCUCCUGAAGAGACUAAACGUUUUACUCUGGACCUUUUAAAAACAUUGGAUCCCAAUGAUCCUCAAAAUGAGAAAUCACGAGGACAGAUUGUUGUGGAAUUGACUUAUAAACCCUUCAACGAAGAGGAGAUGGGCAAGGGCUUUGAUGAGACACAAACAAUACCUAAAGCUCCUGAAGGCACUCCAGCUGGUGGAGGUCUUCUUGUAGUUAUAGUUCAUGAAGCUCAAGAUGUUGAAGGGAAGUACCACACUAAUCCACAUGUACGUAUUAUUUUCAGAGGGGAAGAAAAGAAGACUAAGCGCAUAAAAAAAAACAGGGAUCCAAGAUGGGAAGAUGAGUUCCAGUUUCCAGUAGAGGAGCCUCCCACCAAUGACAAACUACAUGUAGAGGUUGUCAGCACUUCAUCACGAAACCUGCUCCAUCAGAAGGAAACAUUGGGUUAUGUCAAUAUCAACCUCGGGGACGUCGUUUCUAACAAGAGAAUCAAUGAGAAAUACCAUCUUAUAGAUUCCAAGAAUGGUCGCAUCCAGGUAGAGUUGCAGUGGAGAACUUCAUAAGCACGACUCGACAAAAUUCUCCAUAGAUAUGUACUUCUAAUUCCACCCCACCCCCAAAACCAUAUGUUAAAAUUUAGUCUUCCAUGCAGUGUAAGGAAACAGUGAGAAGAACCUUUCUUGUAUUCUUGUGAGUUAGACUGAUUUUAUUUGUCGAUCAUGUACAUACCUAUGAUAAAAAAAAGGUUUGUUUGAAAUAGCAGAAGCACACACAUUAGGUGAUUUGGAUAUAAACCAUCUAUAUGACAUGAUCAAAGACAGCCUAUAAGUAUAAGGGUUCUGGUCCUGUGGAUAAAUAA